Dentiscutata heterogama is the source of this 559-nucleotide messenger RNA. The record is from the annotation of a GenBank genome assembly. NCBI's taxonomy places the organism in Eukaryota, Fungi, Glomeromycota, Glomeromycetes, Diversisporales, Gigasporaceae.
AAAAUUUAUCACAGUACCAAGGACAAAUGCUGGAGAAUUCAUCACACAACUUCGAAGAUAUUCAAGAACACCAGAGAAUUCAUCACAGUGCCCAAGGACAAACUCCAGAGAAUUCAUCAUACAACACCGAAGAUAUUUAAGAACACCAGAGAAUUCAUCACAGUGCCCAAGGACAAACACUGGAGAGAAUUCACCACACAAUGCCGAAGGUGUUCAAGAACACCAGGACAAACAUCAGAGAAUUCACCAUAUGAUGCCAAAGGUGUUCAAGAACAAACACCAGAGAAUUCAUCAUAGUGCCAAAAGUGCCCAAGGACAAAUGUCAGAGAAUUUACCACAAUGCCAAAGGUGUUCAAGAACAAAUACCAAAGAAUUCAUCACAGUGCCGAAAGUGCCCAAGGACAAAUGCCGGAGAAUUCACUACACAAUACCAAAGGUGUUCAAGAACAAACACCAAAGAAUUCAUCAAAAUACUGAAAGUGCCCAAAAACAAACACCGGAGAAUUCACUACAUAAUGCCAAAGGUGUUCAAGAACAAAUACCAGAGAAUUCAUCAUAG